GCGAAGCGCAGAGCGCGCCAGCGCCGCCGCCCACGCCGCCCGCAGCGCUCGAGCCCGCCAUCAGCUGGGAGCCAUUCUACAAGCACUGGGCGGCUGCCUCUACGAGCUGCUUCUACGCGAGAGAAGGUGCAUGUUGCUAAGGGCUGUCCGUGGGCGGCAGGCAGCCGGCGGCGCCCCGGAGCCGGCAGUGGGGCUACCGGGCGGAGGCGGCGCGGGGCGACGGCGGCGGCGGCGGCGGCGGCGGCGGCAGCAGCAGCAGCAGCAGCAACAGCAGGGGAGGCGGUAACCGGACGCUCACUUGGUCUCUGCAACAGGCGCGGACGCGGCGCGCCCUAUUUCAUUUGU
Gryllus bimaculatus (two-spotted cricket) is the source of this 345-nucleotide messenger RNA. The record is from the annotation of a GenBank genome assembly. Lineage: Eukaryota; Metazoa; Arthropoda; Insecta; Orthoptera; Gryllidae.